CGCCGCGCAUGCGCGUCGCCUCACCGUCCGCGACGAGGAGCGGCCGCGGUAAUGUCGCCACCGGGACCGGGGCCUGAGGGAGGUGGCGGCGGGCCGUGCCUGCGCUCCGUUAACACGCGAGAACUCUCCGAGGUCGUCUUCAACAACCGCAGCCCCCGCUCCGUUCUCCCGAUCUGGGUGGACUUUGAGGGCAGGCCGCGUUACUAUCCGGUUCUGCAGCCGCGUACCGGACGGAUUAUGCAUAGCUACCGGGGUCAUCUCUGGCUGUUCCGGGAUGCGGGGACAAACGAUGGCCUCCUUGUCAACCAGCAGGAGCUGUUUGUAGCGGCUCCCAAUGUGAAUAAAGCAGACAUCACGCUGCCAGUGUUCACCCUGAAAGAGAGAUGUCUCCAGGUUGUUCGCAGUCUGGUCAAACCGAUGGAUUACAGGAAACUGGACAUUGUUCGAUCAUUAUAUGAAGAGCUGGAAGAUCAUCCAGAUAUUAGGAAGGAUCUUCAGCGACUUUCUCUGGAGAGAAGUGAAACAUUGAAGAAUGGAAUUCUGGAAUAACAUGAUUACUCACUCCAGACUCUUUAAAUAGCAAACCACUGAGUUUAAGCAGGAGUAGUUGCUGCGAAACAUACCAAGAACUAAUGUCUGCAUUUUAGGUUCUGAAAUAUAAACUCAGUUAAAUUGAAGAAAACUUGCUGUGAUGCUAUGUCAGAUCCAAGAGACUGAAGAGCACGUAGAAACACGCCAGGUUCCUGAUGGUUCCGUUCUGUUCUUCGUUAUGUGUAUUGCAGAGCGAUGACUCUAGACGCCUCACGCAGGUGAAACUCAAAGAAGUUUUAUUUGGACUAUCUCGGAACACUGCAUAGGGACAUAGAUCAGGUCAUCUGUUUGGAGAAUAUGCAUACAGAUCAACUUUCUUUGUAAUAGAAAGUAAAUUACACCAAGGAUUAAUUUAGGCCAGACUCUAAUGAUUGUAAGUGGCACAACACCAUUUUUGCUUGAAUAAUUUGUUUUCAAUGGAAUUUCACUCUCUCACGCUUAGCCCAGAUUUGCCUGUGAAUCACAGAGCGUGGGGGGUGUUUGUGUACGCAAGGGUUUCCACCACCACCUCCUGAGGGCCUGAAACGUUAUGUUGGUGGGAAGGUGGCACGUGUAAAUGCUUGGGGGCUUUUCUGCCUCUGACCUUUGCAUUUAUAAACCCAUGUCAUGCCUGCUCUGGGGCCAACAGAUUUUUACACAGAUCAUACCUUGAAUGCCUUAUUUGCUCUUCGUGAUGGAUUCUUGCCUAGUUGAUCUCAAGGUGAUCCAACCUAGUCAGCCGUAUAGCCUGGAUCCUAGUUUUUGGACACCUUUCUCCUCAGCAGCUGCUUCCCCAGCUUCCUGUACAGGUGUAUCGGGUAAGCGUUCAGAGAAGGUAGAUGCUUUGAGUCCGACCUUUCCCAUCGCAGCGCAGCAGUUGGGGUUGUAGUGGGAGGCCUUUCCGGGGAGCAUGGACCACUCAAGCUGUUUGUGUCCUAAGGAGCAGACAGCAGACUGUAUCAGCUCCUACGGGCCUAUUGCUAGAUCCAGCUCACAGACAGAGCCACGCUUUAUUACAGGCUAGAUAAGCAGAGAAAACAUUUCUUUUCCUAUAUGGCGUUUCUCCCGUACCUCAGUUAGAAUGCAUAUUUGUGUGAAUGUACACCCAUAAAUCAAAGGAGCGCUGCUUUUAGCAGAUCCGUGAAUUGUCCACCAAGUAACAGACGUAGUGCUGUUCAGUGUUAGAAGCAGGUUGAUAGGAGAUUAUAGCAGGUUAUUUCUGUGGCAUACUUUUCUUUCCAGUUAUACAUUCUUAAGAAACACAGCUGUGAAACUGAGAAUAUCAAAGUAUUCUGUAAGUAUGAAACGUCUCCCCUUGUUGUAUACUUGUUUUUCUUACAUAUUUGAAGUGUACGAGUUGAUCUUUGUCAUAAAAAUGUAAAUCCAUGCUAA
Molecule: messenger RNA, 1962 nt
Organism: Grus americana (Whooping crane)
Lineage: Eukaryota; Metazoa; Chordata; Aves; Gruiformes; Gruidae
Gene: VHL
Product: von Hippel-Lindau tumor suppressor
Exons: 3
Coding region: 52-549 (165 amino acids)
Source: RefSeq, a predicted model, not a curated record